Molecule: messenger RNA, 1780 nt
Organism: Rhineura floridana
Lineage: Eukaryota; Metazoa; Chordata; Lepidosauria; Squamata; Rhineuridae
Gene: BMP7
Product: bone morphogenetic protein 7
Exons: 7
Coding region: 354-1673 (439 amino acids)
Biological process (GO): SMAD protein signal transduction
Cellular component (GO): extracellular region
Molecular function (GO): growth factor activity; cytokine activity
Source: RefSeq, a predicted model, not a curated record
ACAGAGGUGAGCGGGAGAGCGAGCGAGCCGGCCGGCCGGCACAUCCCCGAGGGCAGCGGCGAGGCAGGGGGUCGCUCGGUCUCCUCCUCUCGUCUUCCUCGCCCCGCGUAUGGCUCUGGCGAACUAAGCGGGCUCGCGCCUCCCUGCCUGCCUCCUUGGACGGAUCGCCUCGGCUACCAUGCGCGCCUCGAGGUGGGCUCGCCAGGACAGCUCCCCAGCCAAGUGAUCCCUCCGCGGGGGCGCUCCGCUGCCCCCUCCUUUUUAAUGGUGAGCUCUUUCGCCCGGCCGCCGCUCUCGCCCUCGCCGCCGCCGCCCAGCCCGCUGGCUCCCUGGAUCUGCCCCCCGUGACGGAGAUGCGCGCGGCGGGGUGGUUCAAGCGGCUGGCGGCUGCCGCCCGGCUGCUCCUCUGGCUCCUCUUCGUCUUCUGGGCUCUGGAGCUCCGGUGCGCCCUGGCGGAUUUCACCGUGGAGAACGAGGUGCACUCCAGCUUCAUCCACAGGAGGCUCCGGAGCCAGGAGCGCCGGGAGAUGCAGCGAGAGAUCCUCUCCAUCCUGGGCUUGCCCCACCGGCCGAGGCCCCAUCUGCACGGCAAGCACAACUCGGCGCCCAUGUUCAUGCUGGACCUCUACAAUGCCAUGUCUGUGGAGGAGGAGGGCGCCGGCGGGAGCGACGGCGGCGAGGGCUACUCCUACCCUUACAAGCCCAUCUUCAGCACCCAAGGGCCACCCCUGGCCAGCCUUCAGGACAGCAGCUUCCUCACCGAGGCGGAUAUGGUCAUGAGCUUUGUGAACAUGGUGGAACAUGACAGAGAGUUCUAUCACCAGCGCAGCCAUCGCCGCGAGUUUCGCUUUGACCUCUCCAGAAUCCCUGAGGGUGAAACAGUCACUGCUGCUGAGUUUCGGAUUUACAAGGAUUACAUCAGAGAACGCUUUGACAAUGAAACGUUCCAGAUCAGCGUCUACCAGGUCCUCCAGGAACACCCAGGAAGGGAUUCAGAUUUGUUCUUGCUUGACACUCGGACAAUCUGGGCGGCAGAGGAAGGGUGGCUUGUGUUUGAUAUUACAGCAACUAGUAAUCACUGGGUUGUCAAUCCACAACACAACCUUGGCUUGCAGCUAUCAGUGGAAAGCAUCGAUGGACAAAGCAUCAAUCCCAAGUUAGCUGGUCUUAUUGGAAGGCAUGGCCCACAAAACAAGCAGCCAUUCACGGUGGCCUUCUUCAAAGCCACAGAAGUGCACCUCCGUAGCAUCCGUUCUGCAGGAGGUAAACAGCGAAACCAGAACCGAUCGAAGACGCCAAAGAACCAAGAAGCCUUUCGGGUGUCAAAUCUUGGAGAAAACAGCAGCAGUGACCAGAGGCAAGCUUGCAAGAAACACGAGCUCUAUGUCAGUUUCAGGGAUCUUGGUUGGCAGGACUGGAUCAUUGCUCCCGAAGGUUAUGCUGCAUAUUACUGUGAAGGAGAAUGUGCCUUUCCAUUGAACUCUUACAUGAAUGCAACAAACCAUGCUAUUGUACAAACGCUGGUUCACUUUAUAAACCCAGAUACUGUGCCGAAGCCUUGCUGUGCCCCAACGCAGCUCAACGCCAUCUCAGUCCUCUAUUUUGACGACAGCUCCAAUGUAAUUUUGAAGAAAUACAGAAACAUGGUGGUACGAGCCUGCGGUUGCCAUUAAAUAUUCAAAUCAGGAAAGCUACAUGUGGCUUGCAAAACGGGCAGGUUGUGUGUGCUGUUGAUUUUUACCAUGCGUCAUUAAAAAGAAAAGAAACCCUUCUUUGAAAA